CUUUCUUUGUUUCUUCUAAAUAAAAUAAUAUUAAAAUAAUUAUCAAUCAUUAAUGUCUCUCUUCUUUUAUUUCUUUCUUUUUUUAAAGCAAUCGAUCAUUUUCUUUAAUUAUUAUUAUAUGCUUUUUGAUUUAUCAACAAACCAAAUCCCAUUUUAAUCUUUUGGACGAUCUGUUUUAAUUUAUUUAACUUCUUUGCGUGUCUAAAUUUGCUAAAUUUCAAUCGAUUUUGACCCUUUCGUUUAAAUUUAUAUCUGUUUGACCGCGAAUUAUCUUUCAACGCGUCGGCUUGUCUCUUUCUUUUGCUCGAUUUAUAAUCAAGAUUUGAAAGUGAUUGCUUCAUUUACUGAGACAUUAUUAAGAAAAUUAAUUAAGAAAGAAGCGAUUUUGAUUCAAAUUCUGUGGUGUGAUAAAAUCGAGUAAUGGGUGUUCAGUACAAGUAAAGAUUUCUACCUUGAUUUGGAGAUUUCUCUUUGAGAAAGGUAUGCCAUUGUAUUUUCUAGGGAGUGUUUGAGAUUUUCAGAGUAGUUGCCUAAAGUUGCUGGAGAAAUGUCGGCAAAGAGGGAAUCUAAACAGCCUGUACCCAGUGUUAUGGCAAGAUUAAUGGGAUUUGAAGAAAUUUCAACUCAGCAGCCUGUUCAAAAGAAACCUAGAGUAUACUCUGAGAAUUAUCUACGUAGAGUUGUGUUGUUUGGUGUUAGAGAGAAAUGCUCAGAACGUGAUUCAUUUAGGUUGAGUAUUGAAGAGAAGGAUGAAUGUAAUACUAUCUUCCAAGUAUUAGAAACAUUGAGGAGAAAGCACCAUAGCAUGCCACUUCAAAAAAGGAAAGUUCGCUCCAGUUCAUCAGAGGCCAAGACAGAAGUUAUAGAACCAAAUCAUGUUUCAGGGGAUAAGAAAGUUCAAAUUGAUAAUAUUCAAAAAUACCUCCAGAAACCAAAUUUAGAGUUUACCAAGAAACCCAGUGAGCCAACCGAUGUUGAUUCUAACUUGAAGUUGGAGUACCUUACAGUCUCACAGUCAUCAUAUGCUUCUGAAUGUAGACACAUUAGACUGUGCAGGAAAUUUAGGAGGAGAAGUGAACUAGGGUAUGUUGACUCACUAAAGAAUGUUCAGAAUAUUUUUGGGAAAUUUUCUUCUGGAGAACCUCACAUUGAUCACAUCAAUAAGUUUCUGAGUUCAAAAUUCAAGUCAAAUAACAAAGCAUGUCGUCCCACUACCAAUAUUGUUCUUUUGAAACCAAAUCAUGGAAAGGCAGAUGGUGCAUUGGGAAAUGGUCUGAAACCUGUUCGGCGGUCUAGAUUUUCAAGGGAAAUUACUAGGAAAAUGGUGCAUGAUAUUAGUAGUGUGCCUACAGAUGAACCAAGUUCUGAAAAUAGUGGUAGUGGCCUAUUUGCAAAUGAAUCUGAGUCACUUUCAUCUAGUAGGAAGAGUCAAUUUUGCUGUUCAGAUGGAUCACAUGCAGCCAGGGAAGCCAAGAAGCAAAUCUCUGAAAGAUGGAGGACAACGAAAAGGUUUCAACAAGUUGAACUGGCUGGUUUGUGCAAUCCUGACAAGCCUAGUAAGUUUGGUCCGGGCAAGCAAGUGGUUCCUGACAAUGGAAAUGUGAACUUUGCUAGACCUUCAGGUAUCAGCAGUGUCAGAAACUUAACAAGAUACAGAUCCCUUCUUCCAAGCUUUAAAGCAGCUGCAAUUCCUAAUACCAGGACCAACCAUGAAUCUCUUGAAAAUGCUCAAAAGAAGUCAAGGGAGGAAGAUUUUAACCAGAGAGAUGGAUCAGAAUGUUUCUGCUCAGACUUCAGCUUUGAAAAAUCUCAAGCUAUUCCCUACUUGGAAUCAGAAAACAGUUACUUAGGAGAAGAUGAUUAUGUGAUUCAGAAGGAACUAGAACACAAACUGAAGAAGCAUUCAGACAGGCACAAGAAUCAAGGCCGGGAAGAGGAUCUGUCUGACGAGGAACAACUAGAAUUAAGAAACUGCAGCAUGGAGGUUGAUGAGGAGACUUAUGUUGUAAAGAUGUCCCCUUCAAAUCAUGAGGAGGAACAACUAGAUUUAAGAAACUGCAGCUCAUCAGCAAAUGAGGAGGAUUCUCCUUCUCAAAUCAAAGAUUCUUCAAUUCGACAGGAAAUGUCCAGUGGAAUCUUUGAAAUGGAGUCUGUUUCUUCACAAUUCUCUGGCACAGAUCCAGAGUCGCUGAUGAGCUUUGACGAGGCUUAUCAACCUAGUCCAAAUUCAGUACUGGAUUCAUUGUACAGGAAACAGAUGUCAUCUAGCUCUGACGGUUUUAAGAGUGUGAAUGCUUAUUUAAAUGGGUUACAUAGGCAACUUGAACUUCUAAAAUCAGAGACAGCAGAAUCAUACUCGGAAGGAUCUAGUAUGGCAGUAUCUAGUGACAACGAGGAUAUCGGGGAAGGAUCUAUAAAUGAUACUGAAGAAAAUGAAUGUCUAAUGAGUUCAUUCAAAGUAGAAGAAGGUCCAAUUAGUUCAUUCAAAGUGGAAGAGAGUAGGGAUUUCUCCUAUCUGGUUGAUGUAUUAACUGAGGCAGGUAUUCAAAAUAAAAACUUGCCUGUGGGUUUUGAUACAUGGCAUUCUCAAGAAUGCCCAAUCAGUUUUUCUAUCUUUGAGACCUUGGAGAAGAAGUAUGGUGAGCAAAUAUCUUGGAAGAGAUCAGAGAGAAGGCUUCUAUUUGAUCGCAUAAAUUCCGGGCUAGCAGAGAUUUUGCAGCCAUCAAUGGGUGUGCUGACAUGUAGAGAACCUGUGGCAAGAAGGGUUACUUUUAGUCAUGGCCAGGACACUAUUGAGGACGAGAUGUGGAUGUUACUUGUUUGCCAGGAAAAGGAAGCAAGCAAAGAAUCUGAGAAGAUUCUGGGAAAAGAUGAUGGAUGGUUGGAGUUAGGAGAUGAUAUUCGAGAAGUCGGUAGAGAAAUAGAGAAUUCUUUGAUUGAGGAACUGGUUGCAGAUGUUAGCAUGGAGAUUUUCUGUUAGAUUUUCUUUUUCUUUUUUGAUAUAUUAUCUGAGCUACAUUAGAUAGAAAGAGAGAUUUUUGUUUAUUAUUAUUAUUAUUAUUCUUUUAGCUACUGGAAAAAAAAAAAAAAGAGAGAGAACACAAGAUAAGAAAGAGAAAGAGAGUGUUUGUUCUUGUCACACUUAUUUAUUCAUUUUUUUUUUCUUUUUUUUGAACCACAGGAGAUAGAUAUGUAUAAAUAGGAAAGUUUUGAUCGAGUCAGGUUUGAAAUUGUUGGAGAGACAUAUUCGUGUUGUUUAAAUUAAUGAAAUGAAAAAAAAAAAAAAAAAAAA
Molecule: messenger RNA, 3292 nt
Organism: Jatropha curcas
Lineage: Eukaryota; Viridiplantae; Streptophyta; Magnoliopsida; Malpighiales; Euphorbiaceae
Gene: TRM18
Product: Phosphatidylinositol N-acetyglucosaminlytransferase subunit P-like protein
Source: RefSeq, a predicted model, not a curated record